AUGUCCGCUUCCCCCGAGCCCACAGUCGGUUCGCCUGCCGCGCCCGAGCACGAAGUGACCGAGAACGUCGCAACCCCCGUUGCCGGUGAUGACGACGCGUUUGAGAAUGCUGCCGAGCCUGCCGCUGAGAUAGAAGCCAACGCAGAUGAUGGUGCAGAUGAGCAAGCGGGUGAAGACGAGGACGAUGACGACAAAAUUUCAGACGACGAGUCUAUCCUAUCCGAGGUCGACGAGGCAGAAUUCGAGAAUUUCGACCCUGAGAACGUCGACCUUGAGGACCGCCCUCAACUCGCGAUUGACGAAGACAACCUGAAACUCAUCGGCCGUCACAAGCGCAAGCGCACCGAGGAUGGCGAGAGUCGUCCGCGCCGCAAGGAGGGUCGCCGUGAGAAAAAGAGUCGUAGAGCUGCUGAAGAUGGGGACGAUGAGGCAGGCCCUUCCCGCCGACGGGAGAAGAAGCAGCGCGAGAGCAAGCCUGAUACAGACGAGGAAACUCUUGACCCAGAGACACGACGUCGCCGAGCUCUUGACCGUGCCAUGGACGAAGCCAUGAAGAAACCAGCCAAGAGACGUUUCCGCAAGCAGGAUGGUAUUGAUCUGGAAUCUAUGGCAGAUGCUGAAAUCGAGGAUAUGCGCAAGCGCAUGACCCACGCAGCGCAAAUGGAUGCGAUUAGUCGCCAACAAGGAAAGCCGGCCAUGCACAAGCUGAAACUACUUCCCGAAGUCAUCAUGCUUCUCAACCGCAACCAGUACACCAAUGCCUUGGUCGAUCCUGAGAUCAAUCUAUUGGAGGCCGUCCGAUUCUUCCUGGAGCCCCUGGAUGAUGGAGCGAUGCCUGCCUAUAACAUCCAGCGCGAUCUGUUGACUGCCAUUACAAAGCUACCCAUCAACAAGGAUGCUUUAAUCGCUAGUGGCAUUGGAAAGGUGAUUGUCUUCUACACCAAGAGCAAGCGCACUGAGCGCCGCAUCAAGGAAAUGGCAGAGAAGUUGCUGGCAGAGUGGACACGACCAAUCCUUCAGCGCAGCGAUGAUUACUCGAAGCGUGUCUACCAGCAUGCCGAUUACGAUCCUACAAAGGUCGUCAAGCGCGCUGGUCCUACUGAUAAGGAGAUCGAAGAAGAAGCUCGAGCUCUCGAAAUGCUCCCCCCUCGCCUUAUGAACCGUGCUCGUGUCGACCGUACUAACGUCAGUUACUCCGUUGUUCCACGCCAGACAGCCGUGCGGGAGAGCCAAUACGCUCGUCCUCUUGGUGCCAGUGGUGAGGAUCGAUUCCGCAAGAUGCAGGCCCGACAGGCUGCUGCGCGAAAGGCAUCUCGUCGGUAG
Penicillium soppii is the source of this 1323-nucleotide messenger RNA. RefSeq names its product transcription factor SPN1. The transcript is spliced from 4 exons. Gene Ontology annotation, biological process: poly(A)+ mRNA export from nucleus. The record is from RefSeq and is a predicted model, not a curated record. Bases 1 to 1323 code for a protein of 440 amino acids. Lineage: Eukaryota; Fungi; Ascomycota; Eurotiomycetes; Eurotiales; Aspergillaceae. Gene Ontology annotation, cellular component: nucleus.